Microthlaspi erraticum is the source of this 393-nucleotide messenger RNA. The record is from the annotation of a GenBank genome assembly. Lineage: Eukaryota; Viridiplantae; Streptophyta; Magnoliopsida; Brassicales; Brassicaceae.
AUGAGUUCAUCGAUGGCUCAUCGAGAUUUGCAGAGAGACCUAGAGAACAAGGCCAACGAGCUUGGAAAAUAUCAGAAAGAUAUCGCCAAGAAUCAUCAGCUGAGAAAGAAGUAUACCAUCCAACUCGGUGAGAAUGAGCUCGUGCUUAAGGAGUUGGAUUUACUAGAAGAAGACGCUAACGUCUACAAGUUGAUUGGUCCAGUGCUAGUGAAGCAGGAUUUAGCAGAAGCAAACGCAAAUGUCCGCAAAAGAAUUGAAUACAUCGCUGCUGAAUUGAAACGGCUUGAUGCAACCCUUCAAGAUAUGGAAGAUAAACAAAACAGCAAGAGAGAAGCGAUAAUGAAGGUACAACAAAAGAUACAAGCUAUCCAAGCAGGAAAAGCAAAGGCUUGA